AUGAGUAGCAUCCCAAAAGAAAACCAAACACUCAUAAACCAUUUCCUCCUCCUGGGGUUCAGUGAUCGCCAAGAUCUGCAGAUCUUCCUUUUCCUAAUUUUUCUACUGAUCUACCUUGUGACCAUGACUGGGAACAUCCUCAUCAUCGCCCUUGUGGCUUUUGACCAGCACCUUCACACCCCCAUGUACUUCUUUGUGGGAAACUUGUCCUGCUUAGAGACCUGCUACAGCUCCACCAUUCUGCCAAGAAUGCUGGCCAGCCUUCUAACAGGGAAUAGAACCAUUUCUAUUAGUUGCUGCGUUAUGCAGCUCUGGAUCUUUGGAUUUCUGGCAGCAACUGAAUGUUAUCUGCUGGCAGUGAUGUCUUACGACCGCUACCUUGCAGUGUGCAAACCACUUCACUACACGUCCCUUAUGAACAGUCGUUGCUGCAUCCAGUUAGCCCUUGCCUCUUGGCUGACUGGCUCCUUUAUAGUCACUGCCAUUGUACUAACAAUGUCACAGUUCAGCUUUUGUGCCCCAUCUGAAAUUGACCAUUUCGUUUGUGAUUUCAAGCCUUUGAUGCAACAUGUCUGCAGCGGUGCCCACCUUCUGCUCUUGUCUAGCUUCGUAACCACCUCUCUGCUAACACUGCCCCCAUUUCUGCUGACCCUUGCGUCAUACAUUUGCAUCAUCACCACCAUCCUGCAAAUUCCGUCCGAUACUGGGAGGAAGAAAGCCUUUUCUACCUGCUCCUCUCAUCUUGCUGUAGUAACCCUAUUUUAUGGAGCAUUAAUUGCAGCAUACCUGCUCCCAGAUACUGAUGCUCUGCACAGAAUGAACAAAAUCUUCUCCCUCUUCUACAUGGUCAUUACACCUCUUGUCAAUCCUCUGAUCUACAGCUUGAGAAAUAAGGAGGUGAGCAAGUCUCUAAGAAGGGCCAUCAACAAAUGUGUGCCAAUUCAAAUACUAAUAAUGGACUCCAACUGA
Messenger RNA from Varanus komodoensis (Komodo dragon), 969 nucleotides. RefSeq names its product olfactory receptor 10C1-like. The record is from RefSeq and is a predicted model, not a curated record. NCBI's taxonomy places the organism in Eukaryota, Metazoa, Chordata, Lepidosauria, Squamata, Varanidae. Gene Ontology annotation, cellular component: membrane. Gene Ontology annotation, biological process: G protein-coupled receptor signaling pathway. Gene Ontology annotation, molecular function: olfactory receptor activity; G protein-coupled receptor activity. The coding region runs from base 1 to 969 and encodes 322 amino acids. The transcript has a single exon.